CUUCCGCUACUGCCACUACCACAGUGUCACUUUCAGCAGCUGCAGGAAGGAAGAAAUCCCAUCAGACAAUGGAGGGAAAGACAUCACAUGUAACCCCGCCUAGCUUUCACCAUUUCAAUUCUUCCUCCUCUUCAAUUCUAUUAAUCCUUCAUCAAAACCCUUGGUAACAUGAGAUGCUCCUUCCAGCCCUUAAUCACCACAUUCACCGCCGUCUCCCCAGCUCCCAACUUUUCUUCUCCCUCAAUCUCUCCACCCUCUCCAGCCACCGCCACCGUCUUCUACCCAUCGCCCCUCUCCAAUUCCAAAGCCAUCAAGCUGGCGAAGAGAACCCUUACGAUCUAAUUUGCGAGGAUCCUAUCCAAGUCUGCUCCGAUAUCUGGGUCCGCUCCUUCUCCCGCUCCCACCUCCACCCUUCUUUCCCUAACCUCACCGGCUUCCUCAAAAAGUUCGAUCUCUGGAUCCUCGCUUACCAGCGCUCCUGCGCUCAUCAAACGGGCUCCUUUCCUCCAAAAAACGCCAUCCACGUCUCAGAGCUUCGGUCCCUCCUAGCCCUAAGCCGCUCCGCUCUCUCCGGCCGUCAUCCCUGGGGUGCCACCACCCACCUCAUUCUCCGCUCUCCGAACGAUCCCCCCUCAAUCCAUCGAAUUUCCAAGCGCAAAUUUUACGCGCUUCUUGAAUCCUCCCCUCCUCCCUUCCAAGACCAUGUCCUCCAGGAACUUCUCCUUCUUGUGCUCGAGCCCGUUUUUGAACCCCGCUUCUCCUCAAAGUCGCACGCUUUUCGUCCGGGCCGCUCUCCCCACACUGUCAUUCGCACCAUUCGAUCCAACUUUGCCGGAUACCUUUGGUUCCUUAAGGCCGACCUCACCGAUGUGGCUGAUGAUUUUACGCCGGAACUUAUUGUGUCUUGCUUGGAGAAGGCGGUAGGAGAUCGAAAAGUGGUGGGGCUAGUCAAAUCUGCUCUGAGGACUCCCGUCAAGGUGGCUUCUGGUGGUGAAGGCAAGGUGCUCGACAAAUUGACUAAGAGGAGAAUGAAGCGGAAGAUGCUUAGGAAGAGCAGAAAGAAGAAGCUGCUGAAUGAGAACGAACCCAAGCCGGAUCCUUACUGGCUCAGGACUUUCUUCAGCUUUGCACCUGAAGAGGCUAACUGGGUUCCUAGAUACGGCCAUUGUGGUAUACUAAGCCCUUUGCUUGCCAACAUCUGCUUGAAUGAGCUAGAUAACUGGAUGGAAGAUAGAAUAGUGAAGUAUUUUCGUCCUUCGAAGCUUGAUUCCAUAUGGAAAGAGUCCAUGGAUGAUGGCUGCCAUAACCCUGCUUGGCCUGAGUUUGUGCCGUCAAGCGGGCGAGAAAAGACGAGGAGAAUGGAUUAUGUAAGAUAUGGUUCUUACAUCUUGGUUGGGAUUCGAGGACCAAGAGAAGAUGCUGUUGAGUUAAGAAAGGAUUUGAUAGAGUUUUGUGAGACAAGAUAUGGGUUGCGAUUGGAAAAUUCAAAAAUAGAGAUUGAGCAUAUUACAAGGGGAAUUCAGUUCUUGGAUCAUGUAAUCAGCAGGAGAGUUAUUUACCCCACACUGCAUUAUACGGCUACUGGUGGAAAUGUAGUAAGCAAAAAAGGCCUUGGGACAUUGCUCUCUGUUAAUGCAAGCCUGAAUCAGUGCAUCAGACAGUUCAGGAAGCUUGAGCUUGUUAAAGGAGAUAAAGACCCAGAGCCACUCCCUUGCACACCAAUGCUUUAUUCAGGCCAAGCUCAUACUAAUUCUCAGAUGAAUAAGUUGUUGGAAACCAUGGCUGAUUGGUAUAAAUAUGCAGAUAAUCGCAAGAAAAUAGUUGGAUUCUGUGCCUAUGUUAUAAGAAGUUCUAUUGCCAAACUUUAUGCUGCAAGGUAUAGAUUGAAAUCUAGAGCUAAGGUGUAUAAAAUUGCGUCGCGUGAUCUCAGCCGUCCACUGAGGGAGAGUACAAGAAAUGCCUCUCCGGAGUAUUCUGAUCUUUUAAGAAUGGGACUGGUUGAUGCCAUUGAUGGUGUGCAGUUUUCACACAUGGCACUGAUUCCAUCUUGUGAUUAUACACCAUUGCCUAAGAACUGGGUGCCUGAGCAUGAAUGGGUGUUAAGGGAGUACAUUAAACUUCAAGAUCCAAAGUUUUUUUGUGAACUUCGGAAGUCUGUAAAACAUCAGGAAUUGGGUGUACCUCAGGAUGAUAUGGCAAAGAUUGUUUGGAACUUUAAGGUUUGUGGAGUUUUUGGUAGGGAUAAUCAUGACAAUAAUAAGCAACUCGGCUGAAGCUUCCAAUUAUGGUAAACUUUUGGUCAAUGGACUAUAGUUUACAUGCUUGUACGUGGUAUAGAACCAACAUUAAUCAUAUUUGAAUUCACUUAUAUUUACUUUGACAUUCAUUUUUCUUUCAAAUUUGAACUACAAUUGUCCAAGUGGUCAAACAAGCUCAUCUUCUCUUAGGGCUCAUUUCUUUGCUUGAUGUUAUAAAUCAUGUUUUGAAAUAUAAUGAAAUUUUUCAUGUUUAA
Molecule: messenger RNA, 2512 nt
Organism: Dendrobium catenatum
Lineage: Eukaryota; Viridiplantae; Streptophyta; Magnoliopsida; Asparagales; Orchidaceae
Product: nuclear intron maturase 1, mitochondrial
Exons: 1
Coding region: 174-2273 (699 amino acids)
Biological process (GO): mRNA processing
Source: RefSeq, a predicted model, not a curated record